AGGUAUAUAUAAUCUGUACUAACCGACGAUAGAUCGACUUCUAUAGACAUGUUGCUUAUAACAUCAUGCAAAUACAGGUUAUGUACAGGUUAUAUAUGUUUCUAUACGCUUACGUCGAGCAAAAUUGCUUACUUUCAGUUUGCAUUUAUUUUUUCCGAAAAAAUGAAAGAACAGGGACGAAGAAGAGGCAGGCGAAAGCAACAUCAGCACAAAUAGACUACAUGGUGGACUAUUUCGUGCAACAUCCACACGUUGCAACAGGCAAGUUUCAAAGCCUACAUGGGAAUGCCGAUUUAAGAGGAUCAUGGGAGCAAUUAGUCGCUCAAUUAAAUAGUAUGGGAAAAGGCGGAAAGACCAAAGACAUAAAGUCAUGGAAAUCAACAUGGCGAGAUAAUAAAACUGCAGUUUCCCAAAAGGUAGCAAAGAUUCGUGCUAAUCAAGUUGCGACAGGGAACGUUGGUGGUCCUCCUAACAAAUUGACGGAGCGAGAGAAAAAGAUUUUAGGUCUUAUGGGUCUUGAUUAUGUAGAGGGCGUACAAUGUCCUGAUUCGUUUCCAGAUGAACAAGCGGAAGCAAUGAAUUUGCUUGCCGCGGGGGACGAAGGAAUUUUAAACAUUAUUCCUGAACCAUUAACAUUACGGAACAGCAUAAAUGACGUAACUACGGAACAUGACAUAAAUUGUAUUGAUUAUGAAGUGUUAGAUGAUAUUGGAGAUUCUAUUAAAGAAGGGUCAUUUAAUGUUAUUCAGACACACUCACAAAUAAAAAAUGUGGAGACUGCAGAACACCAUCGCGAAAUAACAAAAUCGCCGUCGGGUUCUGAAAUUUAUGAAGGUACGACAUCACAAUCGCUCACGACUGUUACGCAGGGUUCGAACAGGAAGCGAAAAGCACCGCAAAUUACAAGACUGAACGGUUGGGCACACAGCUGCAGAAUGCCAGAGAAGAUUUUGGGAUCCUAGCUGAGCGCCAAAUUUCGUGUAUGGAGGUAAGAUCUAUCUGAAAUUCUCAGAAUGUAAUUUCUUUAAAAGAAACGCGUUAUUAUAAU
Messenger RNA from Vollenhovia emeryi, 1048 nucleotides. RefSeq lists its product as uncharacterized. The coding region runs from base 66 to 962 and encodes 298 amino acids. Lineage: Eukaryota; Metazoa; Arthropoda; Insecta; Hymenoptera; Formicidae. The record is from RefSeq and is a predicted model, not a curated record. The transcript is spliced from 5 exons.